AAAAAAAAAAACCCUAAACUUCGUUUUGGGUUAAUGGGUUCUCCUGUUCCAGUAGGAGUAUAAGCUGCCCCUGUUUGGCCGCACAGCUUUCCUUUGAGGCAAUUACACUCGAAAUUGGUGAUUUCUGAGAGUGCUCGAAGGGAUCGCAGAACACGGCACUUGAAUAAUGGCCCAACCGCAGCAACCAAUGGAACAGGUUCAGUGCUUCGGCCGCAAGAAGACCGCCGUCGCCGUCACUCACUGCAAACGCGGCCGUGGUCUCAUCAAGAUCAAUGGCUGCCCCAUCGAACUUGUGCAGCCGGAGAUCCUCCGAUUCAAGGCUUUCGAACCUAUCCUCCUUUUGGGCAAACACCGUUUCGCUGGCGUCGACAUGCGGAUCCGCGUAAAAGGAGGUGGUCACACCUCUCAGAUAUAUGCUAUCCGCCAGAGUAUAGCCAAAGCUCUCGUCGCUUUCUACCAGAAAUACGUCGAUGAACAGAGCAAGAAGGAGAUUAAGGACAUUCUGGUUAGAUAUGAUCGAACACUCCUUGUCGCCGAUCCAAGGCGCUGCGAACCCAAGAAGUUCGGUGGUCGUGGCGCUCGUGCUAGGUUCCAGAAAUCAUACCGUUGAUUUUUUCCCCCCCUUUUUGUAGGGCAAAAGGUGUUUGUGUCAAUUUCUUAUUUUCUUUACGUUUUCCGGUUCUUAGGUUCAUGCUGUGAACAAUUUUCGAUAUCGACUUAUAGUUCCAUAAAUUUUGGUAUUUCGCUUGCGUCUUAUUGAGAUGCUUUUCAAGAGUCAAACUUGUUAUUAGUUCAGGGAUUUAGAGCUCUGGUUUAUUCUGCUCAUAAAUGGUCACAUAACCUUAUUGAGUUGCUUUUCAUUAGUUUUGUCUAUAAAUUCUUUAUCUGCUUCUUGAUUA
Neltuma alba is the source of this 899-nucleotide messenger RNA. RefSeq names its product 40S ribosomal protein S16-like. Gene Ontology annotation, molecular function: RNA binding; structural constituent of ribosome. The record is from RefSeq and is a predicted model, not a curated record. Gene Ontology annotation, cellular component: ribosome; cytosolic small ribosomal subunit. NCBI's taxonomy places the organism in Eukaryota, Viridiplantae, Streptophyta, Magnoliopsida, Fabales, Fabaceae. Gene Ontology annotation, biological process: maturation of SSU-rRNA from tricistronic rRNA transcript (SSU-rRNA, 5.8S rRNA, LSU-rRNA); translation. Bases 167 to 610 code for a protein of 147 amino acids. The transcript has a single exon.